Messenger RNA from Cadophora gregata, 4244 nucleotides. RefSeq names its product 2-oxoglutarate dehydrogenase E1 component (gene KGD1). Gene Ontology annotation, molecular function: oxoglutarate dehydrogenase (succinyl-transferring) activity; thiamine pyrophosphate binding. Bases 219 to 2933 code for a protein of 904 amino acids. Gene Ontology annotation, cellular component: mitochondrion; oxoglutarate dehydrogenase complex. The record is from RefSeq and is a predicted model, not a curated record. The transcript has a single exon. Gene Ontology annotation, biological process: tricarboxylic acid cycle. NCBI's taxonomy places the organism in Eukaryota, Fungi, Ascomycota, Leotiomycetes, Helotiales, Ploettnerulaceae.
UGGAGCGGCCGAGCGACCCAGCGAAUUCCUGUUACCAUCGAAAAACUACAUCUGCUCUGUUGCUGCACUUGACUUACUCCGCCUCUCAUUGUCCCUUUUGCCUCAAUUGUCUUGUCCCCCAUUCAAGUCAAUUCAGACAAUCACCGCUAGCGUUGAUUGUACUGGAUACAUCUACUUAUUCUCGUUCUUAAUAUCUGUUCUCUGCAUUGGCCGCCACGAUGCUUCGAAGCUCCCUGCGGCAAAAGAGCUGCCAGCUCCUGAAAGCUGGCAGCAGAUCCCUCUGUACGACCUCCUCCCAAACACCACUUCGAAUGUCCUCAAAAGCUUCCAGCACACUGAAGUCGACCUCGAAACGAUAUACUCCCAUCACCCAAAAGCGCUAUGCUGCUGCCGUCGCGAACGCCCCGGACCCAAACGAUAGCUUCCUCUCCGGCAAUACCGCCAACUAUAUCGAUGAGAUGUACAUGCAGUGGAAGGAAGACCCCAAGAGCGUCCAUAUCUCAUGGCAGGUAUAUUUCAGGAAUAUGGAGAGCGGUGAUAUGCCAAUGUCCCAGGCAUUUACUCCUCCGCCCAACCUCGUCCCUACGCCAUCUGGAGGCGUUGCGACAUUUUCGCCUGGCGUGGGCAUGAGUGCUGGAGAGGGCUCAGAUGUCACAAAUCACUUGAAGGUACAAUUACUUGUGCGAGCCUACCAAGCUCGUGGCCAUCACAAGGCCAACAUCGACCCCUUGGGUAUUCGCCGCGAGGCUCAGGAGUUUGGAUACAGCAACCCUAAGGAGCUACGAUUGGAGCACUACCAGUUCACCGAGAAGGACCUCGAUACCGAAUAUACUCUGGGCCCUGGUAUCCUGCCACGAUUCAAGAAAGAGGGCCGUGAGAAGAUGACUCUGCGAGAGAUCAUUGCCGCCUGCGAACGCAUCUACUGCGGCUCAUACGGUGUCGAAUACAUCCACAUCCCAGACAGAGAACAGUGCGACUGGCUCCGUGAGCGUAUCGAAGUGCCACAACCAUUCAAGUACUCUGUCGAUGAGAAGCGCCGAAUCCUGGACCGUCUCAUCUGGAGUUCCAGUUUCGAAAGCUUCUUGGCAACAAAGUACCCCAACGACAAGCGUUUCGGUUUGGAGGGCUGCGAAACAUUGGUACCUGGAAUGAAGGCCCUGAUCGACCGAAGUGUUGACUAUGGCGUCAAGGAUAUUGUCAUUGGUAUGCCUCAUCGUGGACGUCUUAACGUCCUUUCCAACGUCGUCCGAAAGCCGAAUGAGUCCAUCUUCAGUGAAUUCGGAGGAAGUGCUGCUGCUGAGGAUGAGGGAUCCGGUGAUGUCAAAUACCACUUGGGAAUGAACUUCGAGAGACCCACUCCUUCUGGAAAGCGUGUUCAGCUGUCCCUUGUCGCCAAUCCUUCCCAUUUGGAAGCCGAGGAUCCAGUUGUGUUGGGCAAAACCAGAGCCAUUCAACACUACAACAACGAUGAGAAGGCACACAACACUGCUAUGGGGGUUCUUCUCCACGGUGACGCUGCUUUCGCUGCCCAGGGUGUUGUCUACGAAUGUCUUGGUUUCCACUCUCUGCCUGCCUACUCAACCGGUGGUACCAUCCAUUUGGUCGUCAACAACCAGAUUGGUUUCACUACCGAUCCUCGUUUCGCUCGUUCAACUGCCUACUGUACCGAUAUUGCCAAGUCUAUCGAUGCCCCAGUAUUCCACGUGAAUGCUGACGACGUUGAGGCUGUCAACUACGUGUGCCAAUUGGCUGCUGACUGGCGCGCUGAGUUCCGCAAGGAUGUUGUUAUCGAUCUUGUUUGCUACCGUAAACAUGGUCACAACGAGACUGAUCAGCCAUCGUUCACUCAACCACUCAUGUACAAGCGUAUCCAAGCACACGAGCCUCAAAUUGAUAUCUACAUUGACCAGCUCCUGAAAGAUGGAAGCUUCACCAAGGAAGAUAUUGAUGAGCACAGAAAGUGGGUUUGGGGUAUGUUGGAGGAGAGCUUUGCUAAGAGCAAGGAUUACCAACCAACAUCCAAGGAGUGGACCACUUCGGCCUGGAACGGAUUCAAGUCGCCUAAGGAAUUGGCUUCUGAAGUUCUGCCCCACAACCCUACCGGUGUACCUGUCAGCACUCUGGAGCACAUUGGCACGACCAUUGGAACGGCGCCAGAAGAUUUCAAUGUCCACCGUAACUUGAAGCGUAUUCUUGCCAACCGUGUCAAGACCGUCACUGAGGGAACUAACAUCGAUUGGUCAACUGCUGAGGCCCUUGCUUUCGGAUCCCUUGUUCAGGAAGGUCACCAUGUCCGUGUUUCCGGUCAAGAUGUUGAGCGUGGUACUUUCUCUCAGAGACACGCCGUCUUCCAUGACCAAGAGAAUGAGAAGACUUACACUCCUCUCCAGCACAUCAGCAAGGACCAGGGCAAAUUCGUCAUCUCCAACUCCUCGUUGAGUGAAUUCGGUUGUCUUGGAUUCGAGUACGGAUACUCUCUCUCCUCACCGAACGCCCUCGUUAUGUGGGAAGCCCAGUUCGGUGAUUUCGCCAACAACGCUCAAUGUAUCAUUGAUCAAUUCGUGGCAUCUGGUGAAGUCAAGUGGAUGCAGAGAUCUGGUCUCGUUAUGUCGUUACCUCACGGUUAUGACGGACAAGGACCCGAGCAUUCUUCGGGACGUAUGGAGAGAUACCUUCAACUCUGUAAUGAGGAUCCUCGUAUUUUCCCUUCGCCAGAAAAGCUUGAGCGUCAACACCAGGACUGCAACAUGCAGAUCGCAUACAUGACUACACCAUCCAACUUGUUCCACAUCUUGAGAAGACAGAUGAAUAGACAAUUCCGCAAGCGUAAGUCUUCCUCCUCUAAUCAUGGUGCCCAGCUAACAUCUCACAGCCCUCAUUAUCUUCUUCUCCAAGUCUCUUCUCCGCCACCCUCUCGCCCGCUCUCCAAUUGAGGAAUUCACCGGCGACUCCCAAUUCAAAUGGAUCAUCCCCGACCCCGAACACGGCAAAUCCAUCGCCGAGCCUGAAGACAUCGACCGCGUCAUCCUCUGCUCCGGCCAAGUCUACGCCGCCCUCUACAAGUACCGCGCCGACAACAACCUCAAGAACACCGCCAUCACCCGCAUCGAGCAGCUCAACCCCUUCCCAUGGCAACAACUCAAGGAGAACCUCGACGGCUACAAGAACGCGAAAACCAUCGUCUGGUGCCAGGAGGAGCCUCUCAAUGCCGGCGCGUGGAGCUUCACCCAGCCUAGAAUCGAGACCCUGCUUAACCAGACGGAGUUCCAUGAUCGUAAGCAUGUUAUGUAUGCGGGACGUGACCCCAGCGCUAGUGUGGCGACGGGAUUGAAGGCUAGUCAUACGAAGGAGGAGGCGAAGUUGUUGGAGACGGCGUUCUCGGUUACGCAGGAUAAGCUGAAGGGUGAGUAGAGUGGAGUGUAAUAUCGGUACGGGAUGAGAUGGGGAAGGUGCAUUAGAUGAAUGCAUGGAUGGAUGCGUGCAUGCUGGAUUGUAUUAUUGUACAGAAUUGCUGGGAUUACUUCAGUUCUGCUCUGUUUGAUAUGAAUGAGCAGGACUAGUUGUAGUGACCUUGGAGAAUAUGCAUUUUUCUUUUUCCUUGACUUGGUUUGAAUCUACUUUGGAUGCAGCGACUUGUGAUAUGAAUUAACGGAACGGCUCAGCGCAACCCAGCCCGAAUUGGAUGGGAGUAUCGAAAGUGAAAUAAACAGAGGGGGUUUCUUGACUGUUGAUUGGAGUGGAGUUGAGUUGAGUUGAGGUGAUAGUUCCUGGUCUGCUUCUGCUUCUGCUUCUGCUUCCUCGUUUCCAUUGUAAACAUUCUCUCUUUCGCUCCCUUUCUUUCUUCUUUUCUUUUGUGCUUACUUGCUUCCUCGAUAGUCUCUUAGGUGGGGCGAAAAGAAAUUUAGGUAGAUGUCGAGAACGGAAAAUGUGUGGAUACUAUAACGCACCCGCCGCAUUUAUACUUGGUCAAGGAAAAAGGUGAGGGGAAAAGGCAAUUUACAUCUCCCCUGGUCCUCAUUACAUCCGAACGGACUGCAUCAGACCAAAGGCCAGCUCUCCCUAAAUACGAAUGGAAUAGCGAAAUUAGGACCUGAUGGAAUUUAUUUGGUUAAGAUCAAGAUAAAAAAGUAGGCGUCUCUCACCUGCUUCAACUCUUUCUCUCACGAUAAAGGAAAAUGUUGAAGCUAAAGGUAUUUGGAUAUGUUUCAAAAUAUAUGUACAUGGGCUAAGAAACAAAAACGAAA